CGCAAGAGGGUCAGUCGCUCCUGCUGCUGCCCACAAAGAUCGAGGCGUGGCGUGACGUCACAGGCACACACUCACACACUCGACGCCCCGUCAAGCAAAGUGCUGUGCCGGAUGCCAAUGUCCUGUCGUGGUGCUUUGCUUUUCGAGCAGUGACGGCGAGCUUCUUGUCCGUGUCUCUUCUGCUGCUCCGUAUCUUUGCCAGACUAGGCACAAACCGAAUGACUGAGGGACGGACCGACGACGACCUCUUGUCUUUCACAAUGCUGAUCAUUCUCCUUCUUCCACCACCACCACAGACAACACCCAUCAGCCUCAGCACCGACCCAUUCCGCUGCUGAUUCGCCCCCCGGCCCUUUCUCCGGUCCAGCAAGCUCACUCGUCCACCGUCUUCGUCUCUCGCACUUGCCACUCCCCGCAAUUGCGAAUGCCCUCGCCGCCGGCGCCCCCGCAAUCCGCUCCUCUCGCCACCUCGACCCCCGCGACAACUCCCUCGUCUCAUCCUCCGCCACAACCUCCUCCUCCGGCCGGCUCCUCAUCACCAGACCCGGGCGCGGACCCGGUCCCAGCCCCGGGUCCCGUCCCGACCGCGGCGCUCGUCCUCGCUGGCGGGCCCGCCACCCGCAUGGGCUACCCAAAACACCUCCUCAAGCUGCCCAACGGCCAGCCCCUCUACCUCUACGUUGCCGACCUCGUCUACCAAGCCUGCCCGCACCUCGACUGCGUCUACAUCUCCCUCGCCGAGGGCUCCUACCUCGACGAGAACCUCCGCGCCCUCCUCACCGCCAAUCCAGUCCGUCCCUCACAACAGCAACAACACCAGCCUUCUCGGCCGCCCAUAACCACCAUCAACGCCGACAACACCCCCGCCGACGCCGCCGUCAUCGGCCUAGACCCGGAUCGCACAAGAGCCCAGCAUGGCGAUGACACGGGCCACGGAGGCAGCAGCGGCGGCAACCACGCUGGGCCCCCGCCGCUCGAGGUCAUCUGGGACAAGAAGAUGCCCCUCCUGCACCCACCGCCCACCCGCGCCCAGCAGCGCCGCGAGGAGAAGAAGCGCGGCAGCAGGGAGCGCCCGGCCGAGAUGAAGUCGCACAAGAACAGGUCCACGUCGAGCUCCAAGCGCAGGUCGGCAAACAGACUAUCCGACGGGCCCCUCACGGCACCCACCACACCCGGCAUCGACGACCCAGGCGGCGGCGGCGGGGGCACGACAACGCCACACCACUACCACGAAACAGACGUGGAACAGGACGGCGACAUCGACGCGCUAGGCGGUAUGCCCGGCACCACAACGGCAGGCGGCAGCGACGGAUGGCCACCUUCCAGACACGGCAACGGACCCGGGGGGCCAAUCCGGGGGUUUCUCGCAGCCCACGAGGCCCUCCCAGACGCGACGUGGCUCGUCAUCGCGUGCGAUUACCCGCGCCUGACCGUCAGCGCGAUUCAGUACCUCGUCGAGGCGUACGAGCCACCCGUAACGUGCUUCCGCGGCGCGAGGAACAAGAUGGAGCCACUCGUCAGCAUCUGGAGCCCCGAGGCGCUCGCGCGGCUUAGGCAGAACAGCGACCCGGCCGGGGCUCCUGCGGACACGAAGCCUUACUCUUUCUCUUCCUCGUCCUCGUCCUCUGGGGCUGCGACUGCUGCGUCGCCAGUGGCCACGGUCGGGUCCAAGCUUACAGAGAUGGAUCUGUCCGGUGACGGGGCAGAAGCCGGGCCAGCACCACCAGCACCACCGACGCCUACGCUGGGGAUCCUGGGCACAAUACGGCAGCUGCACGGCAAGGCAGUCGAAGUGCCACCCGGCGGGAUGGACGACAUCUGGAUGUACAACGUCAACACGCCGGGCAACUGGGACACGGCGCUGGAGCUGUAUGAUGAGUGAGCGACUGGGUUUUUCUUUUUCUUUAUGUUGUUUGUUGCUCCUUCUUGGGAAAUGGCGCCAUGAUUGCAUUUCUAGAUGUAUCACUAAACUGGCGUAUAGAGCGGUCAAAAGAGUUUUGACGUGGUUACGACGCAGGUUUGCAUGGCUUUGUUGCUUUUCUUUUUUCUUUUUCUCCGGAGUACAUAGCAUUUGUAUAGAGCGAGGAGAGACACUCAUUCUUGGGAGGAAGCGGACGAGGACAGUGGCUUUAACGACCCCAUCACGAAUAUACGCGAAAUAGACAGGCGCGGAUGCUACUAGGCAUCGGGAACUGUAUUUCUAUCCAUACACAAGACCAUCAAGACCCACAAGCUGUGUUCUGUUCUGCAUAUAAGUGAUGGUUGUGGGAACACACUUGUGC
This is a messenger RNA of Microdochium trichocladiopsis, 2282 nucleotides long. RefSeq lists its product as uncharacterized. Lineage: Eukaryota; Fungi; Ascomycota; Sordariomycetes; Xylariales; Microdochiaceae. The transcript has a single exon. The record is from RefSeq and is a predicted model, not a curated record. Bases 425 to 1882 code for a protein of 485 amino acids.